UUGGUGUUUCGCAGUCGUCGUCGUCAUUCGACUCUUUCCCUUUUCGAUUCCUUUCAUGGACUGGCUACCUUCCCUGAAUCUAUCUAGCCUUUCCUUCGACGACUUCUUGACACACUCUUCUCCCGUGGCCCGUAAUUCUGGCCUGCCUUCUUCGCAUUCUUAUGCCGCUCAGAGCUUCCUUCCUGCCGCGAGGGAAGUGGUGUUGUUUCCCUGCGGUUUGUUGCUAGGGCUCGUUGUCGUCAGUUGGAGGUGGUAGAGUGUGAGAAGAGUUGUUGGCGGUUGUGGAGAAGAGUGUGACGAGUGAGCGAGGAUGAACGCAAUGGCUACAAUGGCUUCAGGGCAGGCAGGGUCACUGCAAUCGUUGGGCGGCGGAACGAGGGCGUCAGGCAGGCACGGCGAGAAGGCCGCCUUUUUGGACACCGUGGGCGGGUUGCGUCUUUGUAAGGCCAACUCUGUUCGCCUCACAGAUGUUGGCCUUCCGGUGUCUCUUUCACGGAAUCGGAAGCUCGAGGUGCGAGCGGGAGCUGGUAAUACUUACGGUACUGUAUUCCGUGUGACGACUUUCGGGGAGUCACAUGGCGGAGGAGUCGGGUGCAUUAUUGAUGGAUGCCCUCCCCGGUUGCCUCUUUCGGAAGAAGAUAUGCAAAUCGACCUUGACAGAAGGAGGCCAGGGCAGAGCAGAAUUACAACCCCUCGGAGUGAAACAGACACUUGCAAAAUUCUUUCAGGCGUUGGAAACGGACUUACACUCGGAACGCCCAUUGCUGUCACCGUUCCCAACACAGACCAGCGGGGAGGGGAUUACUCUGAAAUUAGCGUGGCUUACCGUCCUAGCCACGCAGACGCCACUUACGACUUCAAAUACGGAGUCCGCGCAAUCCAGGGUGGAGGUAGGUCAUCGGCUAGAGAGACAAUUGGCAGAGUAGCUGCUGGAGCAGUCGCCAAGAAACUGCUCAAAAUGAAAGCCGGUACAGAGGUUCUGGCUUAUGUAUCAAGGGUUCAUGGAGUUGAGGUCCCUGAGGGCCUCAUUGACCACGACAGUCUAACUCUGGAGCAAAUUGAGAACAACAUCGUGCGGUGUCCGAAUGAGGAGCACGCUCAGAAAAUGAUCGACGCCAUUGACGCUGUCCGCGUCAAAGGAGAUUCUGUUGGAGGAGUUGUGACCUGCAUAGCCAGAAAUGUCCCUAAGGGUUUGGGCUCUCCAGUGUUCGAUAAGCUGGAAGCUGAGUUGGCCAAGGCUGUCAUGUCUCUUCCGGCCACCAAAGGAUUCGAGAUUGGAAGCGGUUUUGCUGGAUCACUCCAGCGUGGUUCGGAGCACAACGAUGAGUUCUAUGUUGACGAACAUAAUAAUGUGCGAACUCGCACCAACAGAUCUGGAGGAGUUCAAGGGGGGAUCUCCAACGGGGAGAUGAUAGUGCUUCGGAUUGCAUUCAAGCCCACUUCUACCAUCACGCAAAAGCAGAAAACUGUCACCCGCGACAAGCAGGAGACAGAGCUGCGGGCGCGUGGGCGUCACGAUCCGUGUGUUGUCCCACGAGCGGUACCGAUGGUGGAGGCCAUGGUUGCUUUGGUGCUUGCAGAUGCAUUGCUGCAGCAUUAUGCACAAUGUCAGAUACUGCCUAUGGACCCUGUACUUCAGGGUAACGAGUUACCGAAGGACGUGAGGCAUGCAACGCUAGCCGAGCAAGCAGCUCUUUACAGUGAACACUAAAUUCUAUUUGCCUGCCUUACUAGGAGUUAUUUAUGUACUCCAUUUGUAAAACUGCAAACAUUAGCACUCGAGAUGGAUUAUUUAUUGGAACUUCUGAGUUAAUUUACAGAAAGAGGUGAGUUUGUCAUUCUAGAUUAAGAUGCAAAUAAUCCUGGAGGUCUAUUAGCUUCUAGUUCAGUUAGGUCUUAAAAAUAAUUCUAUGGUUCUUGUAGGAUCUAAUACUGUGUUUUAAAAGCAUGGGCAUGGCUUGUACCCAAGCAUGUGUGCCUGUACAUUCGAUUUUCUGACACGCUUGUUGAGGUAUUCUGUUCUUUAUAAAAUCAGGAUUUUCUGCUUGCUCUUAGUAUGCA
Molecule: messenger RNA, 2061 nt
Organism: Physcomitrium patens
Lineage: Eukaryota; Viridiplantae; Streptophyta; Bryopsida; Funariales; Funariaceae
Product: chorismate synthase 2, chloroplastic
Biological process (GO): aromatic amino acid biosynthetic process; chorismate biosynthetic process
Cellular component (GO): cytosol
Molecular function (GO): FMN binding; chorismate synthase activity
Source: RefSeq, a predicted model, not a curated record